Knipowitschia caucasica is the source of this 654-nucleotide messenger RNA. Lineage: Eukaryota; Metazoa; Chordata; Actinopteri; Gobiiformes; Gobiidae. The record is from the annotation of a GenBank genome assembly.
AUGGCCUUCGCUGGUGUCCUCAAUGAUGCUGAUGUCAAAGCUGCCCUUGAUGGCUGCGCAGGAGCUGACUCCUUCGACUACAAGAAGUUCUUCAAGGCAUGCGGCCUGGCCGCCAAGUCCGCUGAGGAUGUGAAGAAGGCUUUCUUCAUCAUUGACCAGGACAAGAGUGGCUUCAUUGAGGAGGCUGAACUGAAACUGUUCCUGCAGAACUUCUCUGCUGGCGCCAGAGCACUCACCGACAAGGAGACCAAGACUUUCCUGGCUGCCGGUGACAGUGAUGGUGAUGGCAUGCUUGGAGUUGAUGAGUUUACCACCCUUAUAACAAUGGCCUUCACAGGUGUUCUGAAGGAUGCUGACAUUGCUGCAGCCCUGGAAGAGUGCAAAGGCGCAGACUCAUUCGACCACAAGAAGUUCUUCAAAGCUUGCGGUCUAUCUGGCAAGUCCGCUGAAGAUGUCAAGAAGGCCUUCUUUAUCAUUGACCAGGACAAGAGUGGGUUCAUUGAGGAGGAUGAACUGAAGCUGUUCUUGCAGAACUUUAAGGCAGGUGCACGUGCUUUGACCGACGGUGAGACCCAGACUUUCCUCAAGGCCGGCGACAGCGACGGAGAUGGCAAGAUCGGCGCUGAUGAGUUCGCCGCGAUGGUUAAGGCAUAA